Misgurnus anguillicaudatus (oriental weatherfish) is the source of this 2139-nucleotide messenger RNA. It is a transcript of the gene rbm33b, whose product is annotated as RNA binding motif protein 33b. Lineage: Eukaryota; Metazoa; Chordata; Actinopteri; Cypriniformes; Cobitidae. Gene Ontology annotation, molecular function: RNA binding. The record is from RefSeq and is a predicted model, not a curated record.
GAACUGCGCAUGCGUAACGGAAAAACUGUCGCGUCAAAAUAGGUAGUGACGCAUGCAGCGUGUUUAGUGGUGCCGAAAGUAACAGUACAAAACUGCAAAACUCUAAAAGUCAGAUCAAAUAUAGAUACAAAGAAAUGAUAAUUUAGCUUUGUUCUCAGAGAACGAUGAAAGUUACGGCAAGCCAGGCAGAGAUCCCUCAGAAAGCCGCAUCAAACUUGAGAUAUGAACAGUGAUUCAGAGAUGGUGGAUGAUUGGCUAACAGCCAAACAAGAUACCUUGGACACAUCAGAUGAAGAGCUGAACGAUGACCUUUUGCGUAGCGAUGAAGAGAACGAAACUAUGAGAUGUCACAACGAAAGCAUUUCUCAACCAAAGCGGCAGGCAAUUGCAAAGCCUUUCCUUGUGUGCGGGACCUCACAUCUUGUUAAAGAACAAGCCACAUGUGCUGAAGAAGAGCAGACCGAGAUAAAGGUGGACCCUGGUGAAGUUUUAGACAUUGAAAUCAAUGCUCCUUCUGGAGAUGAAUUUCAAGAUGUUGGUGAAUGCAGUGAUCAUCAUCAGACCAACAUAGUGAAAGAUUGUGAUUUAAAAGUGCUGUGCACAUCGUCCAUACAGGAAUCAAGUAAGAGUGAAACGGAGUUUCGUGAGGAUCACAUGCACUCCUGCACGGGACUGCCUGCACCAGAAGAGACCCUCGCCAGACACUGCUGCAGUCCUGAGCCAAGGUUCCCAGGACAGCAUAUGUUUGAUCAACAACACCCUGCUUCAGUCCUGGACACUAAUCCGCCUUUCACUGGACCGACUCCCAAGGGCUUCCUUCAGCCUCCAGCAUGUGAGAGUGACCCCUGGAGGCCCAGUACAACUUUGCAAGGGCCCACCGAUCUUCACCCCGCACACGACCCUCUCCAAAAUCAUCAAUUAGCUCAGUCUGUCCUCCCCUUUACUGCUCCUUCUGGACCUCGGGCACAGAAACCCGCUGUGCUGGUACGAGCCGUUGUCAGGAUGGGAUCGAGUGCCAAGCCCGUGGCUGUUGCCAGGGGGAUGCCCAUUGCUGCAAGGCAGCCAGCAAGCGCCAAGUCUACAAUCUCUGCCAAAACUCCAUCAGCGCCAGGGAUGAUGGGAAGGCAUGUAGGUCAAAAGGUCGAGGAGGAGCCCCAAACUCCUUCAGCUCCUCAAAAACUCCCUGCGAAGCAACUAAACAUCAAAAACAAUGAAGUGUUUGGUGUUGAAGAUGAGUUGUAUAGGCAGAAGCUGAAGAAUCAGAUACAACUGAGGAAGAAGAUCAUCAGAGAGAAGGAGCAGAGGAGACGUUUGCGGGCCAUCAACAGCAAUCAGCAUCAACGAAAACACCCAUUCGGUCCUCCUGCUUCAAACGUCCAGCAGACGAACCCGAAAUCUUGCUUUCAAAAGAUUACGUACCAGUCGCCAUCCCGCAAUCCCUCUCUCGGUUCUGAUCUCAAUUGCCAUCCAGAAUACCAGCCCCUGCCUCCACUGCAGCAUCAGUACCAUGCUUCAGUGGCAACACCUCAGCCGCCAUGGCAACAAGCUCCAGUGGCCCGACGCUGGGUGCCAGAGCUGCGGUACAAUCGCCCACAUCAACAGAGCACAAACAGGGCGGUGUUGCCAGAUCACAGGAAGCUUUGCCGCAGCAGUGCAUGGCAAUCACAAGCACAGGACGUUUGGGAAGGAGGGAUGAGGAUGCUAGAGAUGACAGAUUGUGAUACGCCUGUUCCUGACAAAAUUGGAGUGGUCAGACACCGUAACCUAGGUGCUAGACAAGAGAGUACAAGUUCCAAUCUCACACCACAGAUGAGUAGAGAGUCCAGUUCAGUGAUUGAAACUAAGUCCAGAGUUGUCACCUUCACAACACCCAAUUCAUCUCUGCAAGGUCCAAGACUGCGCUGCCACAAACGCAGAAGAUUGUCCACCCUAAACCAGUUCCAGCACAAGGUGCCAGUCGGAAAAAACCAAAGCCGCGCUUUCAUACCCUUCAGUUCCGGCCUGAGAACAGAGUCUGUUGAUGCUCAAAGCAAUGUCAACUUCAUAAGUGUUUCUCAACCAAGGGAGCUAGCCUGGGACCUCAACAUGACUUGGUUAUGUAAAAUAAGACCGAACAAGCAUUAAUAUAUUGUAAUAAUA